ACAAGGAAAAUUUCAGUAGUUGAUUAAUAUCGAUCAAUCAACAUGUUGAAGUUAGUCGUUUUGUUAAGCGCUGUUGCCUGUGUUUUGGGUGCUGCUGUGCCUGAGGGUAUGCUCCCCCAAUUGGAUGGACGCAUUGUGGGCGGUGCUGCUACCACCAUUUCGUCCUUCCCCUGGCAAAUUUCUCUCCAACGUUCAGGUUCUCACUCUUGUGGUGGCUCCAUCUACAGCUCCAAGAUCAUUGUUACUGCUGCCCAUUGCUUGCAAUCCGUAUCUGCCUCUAUCUUGAAAGUACGUGCUGGCUCUUCCUACUGGAAUUCCGGUGGUGUUUUGGUCAGUGUUGCUGCUUUCAAGAAUCAUGAAGGUUACAACUCUAGGACCAUGGUUAACGAUAUUGCCGUCAUCCGUUUGAGCUCUUCCUUGACUACAUCCUCCACCAUUAAGACUAUCGGUUUGGCUUCCUCAGCUCCCGCUAACGGUGCUGCUGCUACCGUGUCUGGUUGGGGUACUACCUCUUCGGGUGGUAGCAUUCCUACUCAAUUGAGAUACGUUGACGUUAAGAUUGUUGGCCGCACUCAAUGUGCUUCUUCCACCUAUGGUUAUGGCUCUGAAAUCAAGGCUAGCAUGAUUUGUGCCUACACUGUCGGCAAGGACUCUUGCCAAGGUGAUUCUGGUGGCCCAUUGGUCUCCGGUGGUGUCUUGGCUGGUGUUGUCUCCUGGGGCUAUGGUUGCGCCGCUGUCAACUACCCUGGUGUCUAUGCUGAUGUUGCUGCUCUCCGUUCCUGGGUUAUCAGUGCUGCUAACUCCGUUUAAAUUCAAAUUGAAUAAAAUGUUGAUAGAAUAUUAAAAUUAUGUUGUAGUUGGGAUUAAUGAACAAAAUUUUAGAAAUUGAAAAAGUAUACUUUCGAGAAAUCAGCUAAAAUCGACUGUAGAACCUUCUAUGAAAAAAUAAUAUAUUAUACGAAAAACAUAAAAUCGGCUGAAGAUCCUUAAAUAUUGCUUCAAUCGACAAAACAAAGAAAAUCUGCGAUCAUUCAUAUUUUCUUUGAAAAAUCUAUUUUUAUUUAAAAAACCUCAAAUCGGCACGCUCCCAUCGAUAAAAUAAAGAAAAUUUGUGAUCACUAA
This is a messenger RNA of Lucilia sericata (common green bottle fly), 1122 nucleotides long. RefSeq names its product trypsin alpha-3. Gene Ontology annotation, molecular function: serine-type endopeptidase activity. Gene Ontology annotation, biological process: proteolysis. The transcript has a single exon. Bases 43 to 810 code for a protein of 255 amino acids. The record is from RefSeq and is a predicted model, not a curated record. NCBI's taxonomy places the organism in Eukaryota, Metazoa, Arthropoda, Insecta, Diptera, Calliphoridae.